UACGAGCGGCUCGGCGUCUCGGAGUUUGCGUCCGAGGGCGAGCUCAAGGCGGCGUUCAAGGGCCUCUCGCUGCAGCUGCACCCGGACAAGCAGAGCGGCAAGACCGACGCCGAGGCGGCCACCGCAAAGGCGCGCUACUUUGAGGUGGUGGACGCAUUCACUGUGCUGAUCGACCUGCCGACGCGGCGGGUGUACGAC
Molecule: messenger RNA, 198 nt
Organism: Emiliania huxleyi CCMP1516
Lineage: Eukaryota; Haptophyta; Isochrysidales; Noelaerhabdaceae
Exons: 1
Source: RefSeq, a predicted model, not a curated record